Chelmon rostratus (copperband butterflyfish) is the source of this 1734-nucleotide messenger RNA. Its product is annotated as angiopoietin-related protein 4-like. The transcript has 7 exons. The coding region runs from base 45 to 1388 and encodes 447 amino acids. Lineage: Eukaryota; Metazoa; Chordata; Actinopteri; Chaetodontiformes; Chaetodontidae. Gene Ontology annotation, molecular function: enzyme inhibitor activity. Gene Ontology annotation, biological process: triglyceride homeostasis. The record is from RefSeq and is a predicted model, not a curated record.
CUUCAGGACCAGCCUUUACACUGAACCAGACCACAGACACAAAGAUGAAGACGGCUCAGCUUCUCAUACUCCUGGUGACCAUUCUGGUGCACGCAGCAGUCGGCUUUCCCACUGACAGAAGAGCUCCGGCGGGCCGAGACAAACACGCCUCCUGGGACGACGUGAACGUGGUGGCUCAUGGCCUCCUGCAGCUGGGCCAGGGUCUGAAGGAGCACGUGGACAAGGCCAAAGCCCAGAUGAGAGACGUCAACGCCAAGCUGAAAGCCUUCAACGGCACGGUGGCCGACCUGGAGAGGAAGCAGCAGGAGCAAGAUGAAGCUCUGAAGGCAAGAAGCAAAGAGGUGGAGGAGAGGGAGAGGCUGGCGGCAGACCUGGCAGAGGAGGUUAGGGUGAAGGUGGAGGAGGUGAAGAAGCAGAGCGAGGACCUCCACUCCAGGAUGGACAGACUGGAGGAGAAGGUGGAUGAGGUGCAAGUUGUGGACAGCAACAACAGCGAUAACACAUUUAUCCAGAGGCUGGUGGUGGCUCAGAACAGACGCAUUGACCAGCUGGUGGAGAAGAUCAAGCAGCAACAAAACAAACUGGAGAAGCAGAGUCUGCACCUGCAAGCACUGCAGAGCAAGGUCGCACAUAAGAGAGUGAAAUCACACAGACGGAGAGAUGAAGAGACUGCACUGAGGGGCGAGGCAGAGCACAGCAAUAACACAACAGGUCUGGCCAGAGACUGUCACGAUCUGUUUGCACAAGGGCAGCGAGCCAGCGGCGUCUACACAAUCCAACCAGAGAGCUCCCAGCCCUUCAACGUCCUCUGUGACAUGACUUCAGAAGGUGGAUGGACCGUCAUCCAGAAACGUCAAGAUGGAUCCCAGAACUUCAAUCAGCUGUGGGAAAGCUAUAAGAGAGGCUUCGGUAGCCUGAACGGCGACUUUUGGUUGGGCUUGGACAACAUCCACUCCCUGUCCAAACAAGGCCAGUACGUCCUGCAGGUGGAGCUCUCUGGUUUAGCGGGACAGCAGCAGGCGGCAGCUCGUUAUCGAUUCCAACUUGACGGAGAAGAGAAGUUGUUCACUCUGCGCCUGGAGGAGGAGUCUUCACCUGGGGUUCAGGAGGAAAUAAUCAUGACAGGAGCCUCCGGUCUUCCUUUCUCCACUGCCGACAGAGACAACGACCUCGCCGCAGACGUCAACUGUGCUGAUCUGCUCUCAGGUGGUUGGUGGUUCAGCAGUUGCGGUGAGUCGAACCUCAAUGGCAGAUAUCCCAGAAGGCCGAGCGCGCUCAGACAGCACCAGUCCAGAAGACAAGGGAUGUUUUGGACGUCCACAAAGGGACAAAAGAACUCUGUGAAGACCACUCUGCUGAAGAUCGCCCCCGCUACCAUGAAGCAAUAAGCAGAUCAGGACAAACAGCAGAGGACCAAAGACAACAUCAUUAAAUGUAAACCAAGGACUGAAUUAAUCACAUGCACAUAAAUGAUCUCCUGAUCAUUGAAUGGAUCAUAUUUCUAUGCUAUGCCAUACGAUUAGUCACUGUCUCAGUGGACACGCUCAGUCAUAUUGACACUGAAUCUUUAUUCCCUUUGUAAGGGUUCUCUUCUCUGUCUUAUUUUGUAAUACUUACUGUAUGUGUUUUAAAAUACUAACACUAUAAUAAUGUACAGUGUAUUAUUUUCAACAUUUAUACACUUUUUAUAUGUCAUUUAUAUGAAGCGGAUAAAAAUAAAGCUUUUAAAGGUUU